Neoarius graeffei (lesser salmon catfish) is the source of this 1109-nucleotide messenger RNA. It is a transcript of the gene blvra, whose product is annotated as biliverdin reductase A. Lineage: Eukaryota; Metazoa; Chordata; Actinopteri; Siluriformes; Ariidae. The record is from RefSeq and is a predicted model, not a curated record. The coding region runs from base 109 to 987 and encodes 292 amino acids. Gene Ontology annotation, molecular function: nucleotide binding; biliverdin reductase [NAD(P)H] activity; zinc ion binding. The transcript has 7 exons. Gene Ontology annotation, biological process: heme catabolic process.
GUAUCUGCGCAUGCGCCAGUGGCACCCUUGGGGAGGUGUUAUUUAACUGCCAAAACUCAGCAUCACACAGCUAUAUUUCUCAUUAAGAUCAGACGUUUCUCCGGUGACAUGUUUGGGUGCGUGGUGGUAGGCAUCGGCAUCGCGGGCCGGGUCCGGAUCCGAGACCUUCUCACGCCUCUGCAAUCCAGCGCUGCAGAAAUCUUCACUCUUCAGGGCUUCGUGUCUCGGAGGACGCUGGAGGAUCAGCAGGGAGUCAAACAGAUCCCCUUAGAGGAGGCGCUGAGCCGCAGCGACAUUCAGGUGGCUUUCUUGUGCACAGAAAACACCAGCCACGAAGAAUACAUCAACCGGUUUCUUGAAGCAGGGAAACACGUGUGCGUGGAGUAUCCCAUGACCCUCAGCUACAACGCCGCGGUUGAACUCUGGGACCGGGCGCAACAAAAGGGUUUGGUCCUGCAUGAGGAACACAUCGGGCUCCUCACGCCUGAUUUCAAGCAGCUGAAGAAAGACGUAGCCGGGAAACAGCUGGAAGAAGGAAGCCUGCAUUUCACAGGAGGUCCGCUCAAGCCCGGAUUCGGGUUCCUGUCGUUCAGCGGCAUCGCUCGCCUCACCUGGCUGGUGGAGCUUUUCGGCGAGCUCGACGUUAAAGCAGCGUCGAUGGUCGAGGACCCUGAGAGGAAGCACCAGAAAAUGACGGUCCACUUGUUAACCAAGGAUCAGAAACCCUUAACCUGGACGGAGGAGCGCGCCGAUGGCCUGAGCCGCGCCAAACGCAUCCACCUGCGCUUCAGCACGUGCACCAUGACCGAGCUGCCGGCUGGAGUCCAGGAGCCUGUGGGCCUCUUCAUGCAGGACAUGGUGAUGUUCGGGAACAAGCUGCAGGGCUCCGUGCCACCCGAACAACUCCAGGCCGAGCGGCGUCGAAUCCUUCACUGCUUCAAGCUGGCGGAGGACAUCAGGCGACUCUGUCAGGACGCGACGGCCUGAAUUAACUUGCAAGAGAAGGAGACUUGAACGUGUAAACUUUUUUGCAGAGAUAGAUAUAUAUAUAUAUAUAUAUAUAUAUAUAUAUACACACACACACAUACACACAGUGGUGCUUGAAAGUU